Molecule: messenger RNA, 2343 nt
Organism: Carassius gibelio (silver crucian carp)
Lineage: Eukaryota; Metazoa; Chordata; Actinopteri; Cypriniformes; Cyprinidae
Gene: bsnd
Product: barttin CLCNK type accessory subunit beta
Exons: 3
Coding region: 1-687 (228 amino acids)
Biological process (GO): chloride transport
Cellular component (GO): basolateral plasma membrane
Molecular function (GO): chloride channel regulator activity
Source: RefSeq, a predicted model, not a curated record
AUGGGUUCAAUGAUCCGGAUCUUGGUUCUCCACUGGCCCUGUGUCCUGUCACUCAUUCCUGCCCUUCACCUCUAUGAGGACACAUUCAUAAAGCUCCACACGCUCAGCGAUACUUUCCUCUUUGAGCUUAAGAAAUCCACUGCUGGACUUGUACGUUUUUCCAUGGCCGAAAACAAGCCGUACCGCUAUGGGCUCAUCAUUCUGGGGAUGGCGUUCAUGGCGUUGGGUCUGUUCAUGAUGUCUGUAGAGAAGCCACAGGUGUUUGCCACGUUCUGUGCUGCGGGAGUGAUAAUGGUGGUCAUUGGGUCUGUCUGGUCGGUGUGUCAGUGUUACCCCAGGGUAACUGUUAUACUGCCAGAUAAGGAAGAUCUCUGUGGGGCUGAAAAACAGGACUUAAGUGCUGGAAGUUCAGACGUUAAAAGUCCAACGAAAUUAAUAAGAGCUCCCCUGGCUGGGUUCAGCGAUGAUGAAGUAGAAAUAUCAGCAGAUCCAAAACGCCACACGGAGAAGAAACCUGGUGACCAUGUCACCGUCCUCCACACAUGUCGAAGCUCUCCCAGUGUUCUGGCCUGCUCCAGCUCUCCACCGAUGGACAGAAGAUCUCCACGACCAGACCCCAGCAGAGACAUGUACUAUGGGAAAGUGGAGGACUCCUGUUUCUACACAUCUGAGCUGGAGAGUGAAUAACUACUGCUGAUCCUAAUGGCCAAAUCACCCUCUACAUCUGACAUAAAAGAUUUGACAUGUAGUCGUACAUAUUUUAAAUAACUUGUAAAACAACAAAACAGCUAUUAAUGUAAUUCCUGUGCCAUCACGUUUUACAUUAGGCUGAUACAGUAAGUGUGUGAAUGUCACAAUGUCUGGCCAUGACUUUGUCAACAGCAUGAUAAUAGAAUUGUUCAACCAUCAGGGAAACGAAGCUGGGAAAGUUUAAGCAUUAGGUGAUGAAAUACUUGUGACCUUGCCUCAUGUCACCAUGCAGCCCAGAGGACACUGAAAGAGCCCGGUGUGAAGUUUUUAUAUGUGUUUGUGGUGCUCUAUUCCUUUACAUCUGAGACAGCACAAUAAUUAUAAUUAUAGUUUAUAGGUUUAUAGACUAUUUAAAUGUAUUAUUUGAAAAAUUCUAUUAGUUUAAUGUGUAAAGUGAUUAAUUGUUGAGUGAGUUGUAGAUAUUGUAAAUCAUGGGAAAAUGCAUGUUGCAAUACUAUAAAUCUUGGCCACAAAUGAUAUAAAUGCUCACACUCAUUUGUUUUUCUGUCAGGGUGGGGACUUUCCAUUUUAAGGGUUCCAUUUGUGCCAAAAAGGAGUCAACUGCUUUGUACAAUACAUUUGUUUAUGUCUUUGCUGUUGUUUCAUUUGUGUUAUCUACUUGUGUCAUCCUCCCUGUCAUGCACUCAGCUCUGUUUUAUGCUUUAUACAGUAAGUUACUGCUGUCAGCGAACAAUCUGUAUUUUUAGAGUUAUCCAAUUUAACAAAUAUGUUUUGAUACUUUUUCCACUAUAGAGCUUUUACAAUCUUUCUAACACUCUGACAAAUUAUGAAGACAAAAGGACUAUACUGUAGAUUCGCUCAAGUUUAUAGAACUAAAAUAUAAAUGCAUCUAGAAUUUUAGAAAACUUAUUGAACAAAUUUACAUGUUCUGUUUAUUUAGAUUAUGAAAAAUAACCGUGCUUCACGAUGCCACAGAUAAAAGAUCCUUUUUUGUCUAACUGGUUUCAUAAAGAUUCUUUAACAUCUGAAGAACCUUUCUGUUUCACAAAGGUUAUUUGUGUUCUUCCAAUUUUAAAAAGUUAAGUACCUUUGACUGAAUGUAGUUUUUGACUCAAUGCCAUAUCAAUUGAAUUCUGCUUACUGAAUGUACUGAGCUACUGGUAUUUUCUAUCCUCUUACCCUAAAUAUGAACUUCACCAAACUUUUAGCAUUUUUACACACUCAUACGGAUAUAUUUUAUGAAUGAGGCAGAUCACUUUAAAUAAAUAAAUUUAAAAUACCUACCUACCUACCUACCUCAUUUAUAUAAUAAAAGAAUAAAACUUCAUUUCUGCAAUUUGAUUCCUACAGUAUGCAAAACCUAACACACACACACUCAGGUGUAAACAUUCAGUCUCUGUUAAAAAGCAGAUACAUUAAUCAAGCAUUAUGCCAAAGGCUCUGGCAUAUGAUUUGCAUAAUCAGAUCGUUUACAAACAGCUGUAACACGUCAUAUGACACCGAAUGACAACGUCAUCGCUGCCUCAGUAAAGGUUUACCUGUACUUUUGACAGCACUUGAUUCUUGCAUUAUUUACACCAAUAAAGCAGGUUACAUAACUAAUAAAAAAAUUAUGUAAUAAUUAUUGUAAUA